CUGUCUCCUUGCCCUAUCGAACGUGACCCGAAUAUAUCAGAUUAUCUUAGAAAAUGGAUAACUCGACGCUCUUUGAUGUCAAAGGCAAAGUAAUUCUCGUUACGGGCGGCGCGAAAGGAAUUGGGCGCAUGAUCUCCGAAGGUUUCAUCCAGAAUGGCGCUACAGUCUACAUCUCAUCGAGAGACGCCAAGGCCUGCGAAGAAGCUUGUAAAGAGUUGAAUGCGCUCGGCAAGGGCAAGGCAGACUACAUUGCUGCCGACUUCUACAAGGAGGAGUCGAUCCAGAAGGUCGCAGACGAGCUGAAGAAGCGCGCAGGAAAACUCGACGUCCUCGUGAACAACAGCGGCAGUAACUGGGGCGAGUCCUACGACACCUACCCCGGCAAAGCAUGGGACCGCGUCCUCGACCUCAAUCUCAAACGUGUAUUCCAGCUCACGCAAGCCGUCACGCCCCUCCUCGAAGCCGCCUCGACGCCCGCCUCCCCAGCUCGCGUCAUCAACAUCGGCAGCGUCGAUGGUCUGCGCGUUCCGGCGCUCGAGACUUUCGCAUACUCUGCUUCAAAGGCCGGUCUUCACCACAUGAGCAGGGUGUUGGCGAGUCAUCUGGGCAAGAGGGGUAUCACGAGCAACACGAUUGCAUGCGGGCCGUUCCAAAGCAAGAUGAUGAAGGCGACGCUAGAGAAGUUCAGAGAUGUUAUUGAGAGUGGCGUGCCGCUUGGACGCAUUGGAAGCCCGGAGGAUGUUGCGGGAACAUGCAUUUGGCUGAGCAGUAGGGCGGGAGCUUGGGUUAAUGGCGCUACUAUUGCGCUGGAUGGUGGAAGUGUUGUUGCAGCGAAGUUGUAGUCUGUAUGAAAUGCUCUGUUGUCAUUGUCUCAUGGACAGAUUUAGUGCUGCUUAACUUGUCCACAAAAUGUUUAUAGCAUGUUCUGGAAA
Molecule: messenger RNA, 932 nt
Organism: Parastagonospora nodorum SN15
Lineage: Eukaryota; Fungi; Ascomycota; Dothideomycetes; Pleosporales; Phaeosphaeriaceae
Exons: 3
Coding region: 54-842 (262 amino acids)
Molecular function (GO): oxidoreductase activity
Source: RefSeq, a predicted model, not a curated record